Lodderomyces jiufengensis is the source of this 897-nucleotide messenger RNA. RefSeq names its product Cip1p (gene CIP1). Bases 1 to 897 code for a protein of 298 amino acids. The record is from RefSeq and is a predicted model, not a curated record. NCBI's taxonomy places the organism in Eukaryota, Fungi, Ascomycota, Pichiomycetes, Serinales, Debaryomycetaceae. The transcript has a single exon.
AUGUCAAAAGUAUCAAUUGCAAUUUUCGGACUUCAUGGUUUCUUAGGUGAACCAACAUUAGAAGCUAUUAAAUCAGGUAAAUUUGAUUCCAAAAUAGCUUAUCCAAUAAAAGCCAUUACAAGAAAAAGUGAUUUAAAAUCAACAGAUAAAAUUGAAUAUGUAACAGUAUCAGAAGUUUCUGCCAAUGAUUCAAAUUUAAUUUCAGCAUUAAAGGGAAUUGAUGUAAUUAUUGAAUUAACAGGACCAGAUCCAAAAGUAUUUUCAGAAUUAGAAAAAAUUACAGCAGAAAUUAAACCGAAAUUAUUUAUUCCAUCACAAUUUGGAACAGAUAUUGAUCAAGUAGAUACUUAUGCUCCAGGUUUUUUAGCUUUAAAAUCACAACAUUCAGCAGCAUUACGUAAAACAGGUACUAAAGUAGUUGAUAUUAUAACUUCAUUAUUUAUAGUUCCUGGUAAAUUCUUAUAUGAAUGGGUUGGAGCUGCUGGUAUUACUGAAGAAGGUAUAAAUGUAAUUGGUGACAUUAAUCAAAAAUUUAACGUUUCAACAUUACCAGAUAUUGGAUAUACAGUAUUAGCAGUUGCUACUUACAAUCCAAUUUCAAAAUUACCUGAUAUUAUAAGAAUUGGAUCAGAUACUAUAACUUUCCAAGAUGUAAUUGAUCAAUACUCCAAGGCUCAUAAUAAAAAUUUAAAAAUUUUAUCAACUAAAUCAGCUGAAGAAGGUAAAAAAGAAUUUCAAGAAAAAUUAUCUUCUGGUUUUAAUUUAAAUGAUUUUUUAUUUUAUUUACAAGCUAUUGCUGCUCAAGGUUUAGAUAAGGGGUUAUAUUUUAGUAAAUUAGAUAAUGAAUUGGUUAAUCCUGGUGAAAGUAUUUGGAAAUGGGGUAAAUAUCAAAAAUGA